GAAUGUUAAUAAUAAAGCCGCCAGUCAAUACUCUGCUUCUCCUAUUACCUUAUAAAAGCCAUCCCUCCAUUCUAACUUUCUUCAACUCAGUUUUACUAAGAAACCCAUUUCCACAGUUUUGCCUGUUCAAGCUCAAGAACUUGAAAUUUUGGUGUUUCUUUGAUUCAUAUUUUUAAAUCAAGACAGAAUUGAGAAACAAGAUUUGGGUUUUGGUGGGUUUUUAAAAUUUUGUUGUAGUUAUUGAAGUUCUUCUUAAUGGAGGGGACGGACCAUUACAGAGCAAGUGCUAGUUUACGAAGAGGAAGCUCUUCGGGUUGGAGGAAUAAUGGGCUGGAGGUUUUUUCAAGAUCUUCAAGAGAAGAAGACGAUGAGGAGGCUCUUAAAUGGGCUGCUCUUGAAAAGUUACCUACCUAUGAUCGUCUUAGGAAAGGUAUACUGGUUAGUGCUUCUAAAGGUGGAGCUAAUGAGAUUGAUGUAGAUAAUCUUGGAUUACAAGAAAGGAAAACUUUGAUUGAGAGAUUGAUCAGAGUUGCUGAAGAAGAUAAUGAGAAGUUCUUGUUAAAGCUCAAGAAUCGAAUUGAUAGGGUUGGAAUUGAAGUUCCAACAAUCGAAGUUAGAUAUGAGCAUCUAAAUAUUGAAGCAGAAGCCUUCGUAGGAAGUAGUCGUGCUUUGCCGACGUUCAUUAACGCCACUGUUGGUGCGAUAGAGGGCCUUCUGCGUUUUAUUCCUAUCUUUCCAAGUAGAAAGAGACCAUUGACCAUCCUUAAAGAUGUUAGUGGAGUUAUCAAGCCAUCAAGACUGACUUUGCUUUUGGGUCCUCCGAGUUCUGGAAAGACCACACUCUUGUUGGCACUAGCUGGAAAGCUUGAUCCUUCUUUAAAGGUUUCUGGUUCUGUGACUUAUAAUGGUCAUACACUGAAUGAAUUUGUUCCUCAAAGAACAGCUGCCUAUAUCAGUCAACAGGAUCUCCAUAUUGGAGAAAUGACUGUAAGAGAAACUUUGGCAUUUUCUGCCAGAUGCCAAGGAGUUGGAACCCAACAUGAAAUGUUAGCAGAGUUGUCAAGAAGAGAAAAGGCAGCAAAUAUUAAGCCUGAUCCUGACAUUGAUGUCUUCAUGAAGGCAGCAGCAACAGAAGGUCAGGAGACUAGUGUGGUCACAGAUUAUGUUUUGAAGAUAUUAGGAUUGGAGGUCUGCGCAGAUACUCUUGUAGGGAAUGAAAUGAUAAGGGGUAUCUCAGGAGGGCAAAGGAAACGUGUUACAACAGGUGAAAUGCUUGUUGGACCAGCAAAGGCAUUGUUUAUGGAUGAGAUUUCCACUGGCUUGGACAGCUCAACAACUUACCAGAUUGUGAACUCACUGAGGCAAUCAAUUCACAUUCUUAAUGGAACUGCUGUCAUCUCCCUCCUUCAGCCAGCACCGGAGACCUAUAACCUCUUUGAUGAUAUUAUUCUAAUAUCAGAUGGCCAGAUUGUGUACCAUGGACCUAGAGAGCGUGUCCUUGAGUUUUUUGAACAUAUGGGGUUCAAAUGUCCUGACAGAAAAGGCGUUGCUGACUUCUUGCAAGAAGUUACAUCUAAAAAAGAUCAGCAACAGUAUUGGGCACGCAAAAAUCAGCCUUACAGAUAUGUCGAAGUGAACGAAUUUGCUGAGGCAUUUCAAUCAUUUGAAGUGGGUCGAAAAAUCGCAGAAGAUCUUUCAACUCCAUAUGAUAGGACCAAGAGCCACCCAGCUGCUUUGUCAACCAGACCCUAUGGUGUUGGAAAGAUGGAGCUGCUUAAAGCAAAUUUUUCAAGAGAAUACUUACUCAUGAAAAGGAACUCAUUCGUCUACUACUUCAAGUUAUUCCAACUUGUGAUGAUGGCAAUCGUUAGCAUGACACUCUUCUUUAGGACUGAGAUGAAACACAAUGAUGUCACUGAUGGAGGGAUUUACACGGGUGCAUUGUUCUUCGCCGCGACCCUAAUCAUGUUUAAUGGCAUGUCAGAACUGUCUAUGACCAUUGCAAAGCUUCCUGUAUUCUACAAGCAAAGGGACUUCCGAUUCUUUCCUGCAUGGGCAUAUGCUCUACCUUCAUGGGUUCUUAAAAUUCCUAUCUCAUUUGUGGAAGUUGCCGUUUGGGUUGCCCUCACAUAUUAUGUUAUUGGAUUUGAUCCCAAUGUUGGAAGGCUAUUUAAGCAAUACUUACUUCUGUUGCUAGUCAAUCAAAUGGCCUCUGGUCUAUUUCGGUUAAUCGCUUCAAUUGGAAGGAAUAUGAUUGUUGCUAACACCUUUGGUUCAUUUGCACUGCUUACUCUUUUUGCUUUGGGUGGUUUUGUCCUGUCAAGAGAGGACAUUAAGAAAUGGUGGAUAUGGGGUUACUGGAUAUCACCACUGAUGUAUGGGCAGAAUGCAAUAGUUGUUAAUGAGUUCCUUGGGCACAGUUGGAGUCAUAUUCCUGAAGGCUCAAGCACUAACGAAACACUAGGAGUUCAAGUUCUGAAAAGCCGUGGGUUCUUUACAGAUGCACAUUGGUAUUGGAUUGGAGUAGGGGCACAAGUUGGGUUUAUGUUCGUCUUCAACAUCCUUUAUGCAAUCGCUCUUGCUGUCUUUGACGAAUUUGACAAGCCUCAGGCAGUUAUAUCUGAUGAGCCUGAAUCAAGUGUCAGACCUGGAGGAGCCAUUCAGUUAUCGCAAAUUGAAGGCAGUCACAGAACAGAUACUGGAACAAGUGGAAUUGAUGAGCCAAACAACAAGAAGAGGGGAAUGGUUCUUCCAUUUGAACCACAUUCCCUCACCUUUGAUAACGUUGUCUACUCAGUUGACAUGCCACAGGAAAUGAAAAGUCAGGGUGUCCUUGAAGAUAAAUUGGUGCUCUUGAAGGGUGUCAGUGGUGCUUUUAGGCCAGGUGUUCUCACAGCUUUAAUGGGUGUUAGUGGAGCUGGUAAAACCACUCUUAUGGAUGUGUUGGCUGGUAGGAAAACUGGUGGAUAUAUCGAGGGGGAUAUCACAAUCUCUGGAUACCCAAAAAAGCAAGAAACCUUUGCUAGAAUUUCAGGAUACUGUGAGCAAAAUGACAUCCACUCUCCAAAUGUUACUGUUUAUGAAUCGUUAGUCUUCUCAGCUUGGCUUCGUCUACCCCCUGAUGUUGAUGCUGACACCAGAAAGAUGUUUGUUGAGGAAGUCAUGGAGCUUGUGGAGUUGAAUCCAUUGAGGAACUCACUAGUUGGGUUACCUGGUUUGACUGGUCUAACCACAGAGCAGCGGAAACGUCUAACCAUAGCAGUAGAGUUGGUGGCAAACCCCUCAAUUAUAUUCAUGGAUGAACCAACUUCAGGGCUAGAUGCAAGAGCUGCUGCCAUUGUCAUGAGAACGGUUAGAAACACUGUGGAUACAGGAAGAACAGUGGUCUGCACCAUUCAUCAGCCAAGCAUUGACAUAUUUGAAGCCUUUGAUGAGUUAUUCCUGAUGAAGAGAGGAGGUGAAGAGAUAUAUGUUGGGCCAUUGGGUCGCCAUUCUACCCAUUUGGUUAAUUAUUUUGAGGGAAUUGAAGGAGUUAGCAAAAUUACAGAUGGCUACAACCCAGCAACUUGGAUGUUGGAAGUUACCACUCCAGCACAAGAGUUAGCUUUGGGGGUUGAUUUUACUGAUCUUUACAAGAAGUCUGAUCUUUACAGGAGAAACAAGGCAAUGAUUCAGGAACUAAGCAAGCCUGCUCCUGGUACAAAGGACCUCUAUUUCCCCACACAAUACGCAACAUCCUUUUUCACUCAAACUCUUGCUUGCUUAUGGAAGCAACAAUGGUCAUACUGGCGAAAUCCACCAUACACAGCUGUAAGAUUUUGGUUCACAACCUUUGUCGCCUUGAUGUUCGGGACAAUUUUCUGGGACAUUGGCUCCACAGUGACUAGGCAACAAGAUCUUGCGAAUGCAAUGGGUGCAUUAUAUGCAGCUACUUUCUUCCUCGGUGUGCAAAAUGCAAGUAGUGUGCAGCCUGUAGUUGCAAUUGAAAGAACUGUCUUUUAUAGAGAGAGAGCUGCUGGACUGUAUUCUGCCAUGCCCUAUGCAUAUGCACAGGCCUUGAUUGAGCUUCCAUACGUUUUCGCUCAAUCUGUAGCAUACAGUCUUAUUACAUAUUCAAUGAUUGCAUUUGAAUGGACCGCUGCCAAGUUCUUCUGGUAUCUAUUCUUGCUGUACUUCACAUUGCUGUACUUCACCUUCUACGGAAUGAUGACUGUCGCUGUCACGCCAAACCACCACAUUGCAGCCAUAGUCUCCUCAGCAUUCUAUUCAAUAUGGAAUAUAUUUGCAGGAUUCAUUGUUCCCCGACCUCGUAUGCCCGUGUGGUGGAGAUGGUACUACUGGGCAUGUCCGAUAGCCUGGACCUUGUAUGGACUAAUCGCAUCACAGUUUGGUGAUGUACAUACUAUACUUGAAGACGGCAAUGGUCAAACUGUGGCUGAGUUUCUAAAGUCAUCCUAUGGUAUGAAACAUGAUUUUCUUGGAGCAGUUGCAGGUGUAAUUGUUGGAAUCACUGUGCUCUUCGCAUUUAUUUUCGCAAUUUCGAUCAAGGCAUUCAAUUUCCAAAGGAGGUAGAGAUUUGCCAAGCAUAUAGAGAUUUGCUAAGCAUAAUUGUCAACAAAAUGACAAAGUAGAGAAGAAGAGACUUGUUAAGUUCUUGUAUAUUUGAUUUAUUGUAUUUGAUUUUUGAAUAUCUUGUAUUAGUAGUAACUGUGCAAGCUUUUAUUUAGUUACUUGUAUACAAGUAGAAGCUGCAAAGCUACUGUAAGUUUGUAAUUGCUAUAUUUCCUGAAAUUAC
Molecule: messenger RNA, 4795 nt
Organism: Jatropha curcas
Lineage: Eukaryota; Viridiplantae; Streptophyta; Magnoliopsida; Malpighiales; Euphorbiaceae
Product: pleiotropic drug resistance protein 1
Cellular component (GO): membrane
Molecular function (GO): ATP binding; ATP hydrolysis activity; ABC-type transporter activity
Source: RefSeq, a predicted model, not a curated record